Messenger RNA from Thecamonas trahens ATCC 50062, 1281 nucleotides. RefSeq lists its product as uncharacterized. The record is from RefSeq and is a predicted model, not a curated record. Bases 1 to 1080 code for a protein of 359 amino acids. NCBI's taxonomy places the organism in Eukaryota, Apusomonadida, Apusomonadidae. The transcript has a single exon.
AUGUCGUAUGGGUCGAACAUGCUCGUCGACCGACUCAUGUGCUACCUCGACGGCUCCAUCCUGCCCUCGAUGCUCCAUCCGCACAAGGCGUGUGCCAAUCCGGCACCACCGUCUGACUCGCUCCCCUUUCGCCUCGACGGCUUCCGCCUUUCCUUUCAUCGCGAGUCGAGCGUGUGGACCGGCGGUGUUGCGUUCAUCGAGCGGACUGAUCUUGCAGCUGCCGGUGAUGAUGCUGAUGGCGACUAUGUUCUUGGCGUCAUCCAUCGGCUCACAUGGGAUCAGUUUGUUCACGUGGUGAGCGAGGAGAACGACUCGGCACCCGUGCCGAAGAGCCUGACGCCUGCUGCGCUUGUUGAUGCUGGCCUCGAUGGCCUUGAUCUCUUUCCCUCGCGGUGGUACGGCCGCGCGCUGUGUGUCGGCACCUUUGAGGAUGCGCCCAUCGUCACCUUUACCUCGCCCGACGUGGCGAGCUGGGAGCCGCGCAGCCCGUCGGAUGCCUACAUGCGUGUCCUCACGCUCGGCCUCACUGCGCAUCACGCACAGCUCGAUGCAGCUGCAGUCAAAGCAUACUUUGCGCCGCAUGCCCUGCUUCCGGCCAUUGAUGAGGCCAUGGCGGAUCGGGCACACACGCCCAUCGCGCGCAUGUUCACCUACGGCACUCUCCGCGAUGACGACGACUCGGGCGCUCCGUGGACAGCCGAGUGGACAGCCGGCGCUGUCAGCCACGCCGCGCACAUGGAGGGACUCCAGCUGUUCCUGCCUAAGCAUGACGCACCGUAUCCAGGCGCCAUGCUUGUUGACUCGCCCGAGGUUGCUGGCGCCGGCCGUCUCAUGUCGUGGCCCGACCCAGCCACUUGGAGCGCCAAGCUCCACGCUGCCGAUGCCAUCGAGAAGUACGACCCAGACGCUCCUCCCGAGAGCUCAUGGUACCUCCGCCUCGCCCAUCUUGCCACUGUCCCGUCCCUCGGCCGCGGCGUCCGCAUCGCUGCCUGGGUCUAUGUCCUCAACAACAGUGGUGACGACAGCACACGGGUCCUCAUCGACGAUUGGCUCCUUCGGCCACAGCCAAGCGAUGGAUAGCGGCAACGUAGGCGCAGACACAGGGCGGCAAGUCCAGCAGCGACCGAGCAACGCUGGAUAGCGACCGAGCGAGCGCAGACCCAGGGCGGCGAGCGCGAGUGCAAGUGCAAGUGCGACGGCUCUCUCGACACGCAACACCCAGCGACGCCGAGUCAAUGAUAACGACCCCCCUCCUUUUCCUCUUCCAACCAUGGAUCCACC